ACCAAAAAAUCUUCCAGUGUCAUUAUUUCUGUGUCUUUUUGUUAAAUCUUUUAAGCUCCCAACAACAAUACAUUUCCUUAUCUCUUGGGUUCCCUCCAGCACUGAUUACCCACUCAACACAGUUGCUCGAAGAAGGAGAUGAGUUCCUCAAUUUUCAGCCCUGUUUCACCCCCAUCUCACACCAUCUUCAAACCCAAUCAAAACCCUCUUCUGCAGAUAAACUCUCCUCUUUCAAAGCGAGUUUCAUUUUCGAGAAGAAGAAACUGUUUAAAUGGAACCAGGGCUUUGCUUUCCGCCACCAAAGACACCGUCCUCAAGGAUUUUCAUCAAAGAAGAGCCCUCAAAAUCAUCUCAGGGUUGCAGAAUUUGGACAGAGAUAAUGUAGCUGCCGUUGUUACAGCUGCGGAUAAGGGAGGGGCAACUCAUGUGGAUAUUGCGUGUGACCCGGAUUUGGUGAAACUUGCUACUAGCUUGACUGCUCUUCCGAUUUGUGUUUCUUCUGUUGAUCCAGCAGCAUUUCCAGCUGCCAUUGAAGCCGGAGCCUUAAUGGUCGAGAUUGGAAAUUACGACUCAUUCUACGAAAUGGGCUUGACUUUCUCAUCGGAGCAGAUCCUGAACUUAACUAAGGAGACCAAAAGGAUUCUUCCAUCUGUCGCACUAUCGGUCACUGUACCUCAUACGCUAAGCCUUCCUGACCAGGUUAAGCUGGCAGAACAGUUGGAACAAGAAGGUGUUGAUAUCAUCCAAACUGAAGGAGGAAAGUGCUCCAGUCCUUCAAAGGCUGGUAUUCUUGGUUUAAUUGAAAAGGCAACACCAACACUUGCAGCAGCAUAUUCAAUUUCACGGGCAGUCAAAAUACCAGUAAUGUGCUCAUCUGGACUAAGUUCUGUGACUGCGCCAUUGGCGAUCACAGCAGGAGCUUCUGGCGUGGGUGUGGGCUCAGCAAUCAACAAGCUGAACGACGUGGUGGCUAUGAUUGCCGAGGUCAAAAGCAUUGCAGAGUCAAUGAGCUUAUCAACUACGGGAGAAUACGUGUUUCAAGAGAAUAAUCUAAGACUAUAAUGGGGAGAAGUUUCGGAAUAGGUUAAGGAAUCUUUGAUCGCAGCCAAGUUAAAUAUCUCUCAGCUAUGUUGUGCUACUUAUCACUUUUGGAUGUUGAUGUUGUCACGGGGGAAAGCUUAGCAUUUAGUUGUUAGGUUAGAGCACUUUUUAACUUUUGAAUCUUGAUUAUCUGAGGAGCAGGCUUUCAUUGAUUAGGGAUGCCUCCCUAUUCACCAAAUUAAAUGAGAUUCUUCUCUAGAGUUUUGAAAAUUGAAUCCUACUUUGUCCAAUCAACCAGACGCUUAAUACCAGGAGCAGCAAUUUUGUUAUGCA
Molecule: messenger RNA, 1374 nt
Organism: Sesamum indicum (sesame)
Lineage: Eukaryota; Viridiplantae; Streptophyta; Magnoliopsida; Lamiales; Pedaliaceae
Source: RefSeq, a predicted model, not a curated record